UUAGCAGUCACUGGUGCCUCUCUAGCAAUCAAGUUAAUGUGCAUGCUGGUUGGAGAAAAAUUUUUAAGAAUAGGAACAUAUAUAAAUAAUGUAAUCACUGUUGUUAGCCAGUUUUCUUGUAACUGAAGACAAAUCAACUUAUUAAUGCAUGCAUGCAUCAUGGGUUUCACUCCAAAUAUCAUUAUUGUCAUCAGUUAAGUGCUUUUCUGUACUUGUUGAUGGAGUCAGCAGCUACCUUGAGAGAAUGUAACAUUUCCAUUUUUUUAAUUUGAUGCAACAGGAGCUGGGGGAACCUCCCAUCCCCCUUCCCUCUGCACUUUCUCUCUUCCCUCCCUUUCAUUGUCAGUGCAGGUCCAGAGCUCUUGGACUUCUCUGUGUCUGACUUUUAGAGAAAACAGAGCCACUCGUGUCAUUUAGACAGAGCCAUAUUCGUAUAGUUGCAUCCAAAACCUCCUGAAUAAUAAGGAAUGAAUCAGCAUCCUAAUAUUGGACUUUUUCCAUCUGUAGCAAGGAAAAGAAGACUCGAUACAUUCUAAGUACACGAGAUAAGGAUUUGGGAUUUUCCUCCCUAUCAAAUUUUAAAAAUUUAAAAAACUUUUAUUUCUGGCUCAAACGGACAUGAGACCAUAAAGAAGACUUUUUAGGACCUAACUUGGUGCACAUGAUUUUACCAAGAAUGCAAUUUUUCUCAGUUUUAUGUUGGUAAUUCUGCGUUUUAUCCUGCCGUUUUCUUGUGGAAAUUUUUUCAGGACCUUUCUCUCCCGGUUACUCGCUGGAUCUGACUCUGUUGCUUUAUUACUGAGUUGAGCGGGCAAAAUUUGUCACAAGGAACUGUUGUUCACGCAGGCUUUCAUUACAGUUUAUUUUGGAACUGGAAGACUAUUUCUGACAUUGGCUGCAGGUCACAGUGUGCUACUACAAUAACAACAUGGGGAUUGUAUUUUGGAUGUUUUCUCUUCUGGCUCUUCCAGUACUUCAGUCUGCCAAGAUCCUGACUGUCUGUCUAAUUGGAGGAAGCCACUACUUGUUAUUAGAUGAAAUUUCUCAUAACUUACACCAGCGUGGCCAUGAGGUCCGCAUGCUCUUGCAACUGGGCAACCCUAUUAUCACAGGUUUCUCUUAUGAAGGCCGUGCAGACAGUUACCAGACGAGCUCCUGGUCCUUAGGAGAGAAAUAUAUCAAAGAAUACAAUGGCUGGUUCCUGGAGCAACAAACACAGUUUUUACUGGGAAGGGAUAACUUUAGUAACUUUUUAAAUUUCAUGGGGCACCUGUCCUAUCAGUGUGACAAGCUCUUAGGGGAUAAAGACAUCAUAACUUUCCUCCAGAAGCAACACUUCGACAUCACCAUCCUUGAUGCUUUUAACCCCUGUUCCUUCAUCCUGGCACACAGACUUGGUCUCCACUACGUAGCUUUCUAUCCUGGCACUCUGAAUGGUCCUCUGUCCAUCGCCCUUCCCAGCCCACUCUCCUACAUCCCAGUCUUCAGCUCCCAGCUGUCCGACCACAUGAACGUCUGGGGUCGUGUGAAGAACCUCUUUUAUUCUUUUCUUGCUCCAGUAGGCCAGGAACUUAUAUGGUCAACAUUUAGGGACGUAGCUGAACGCUACCUUGAGUCAGGCUCAACCCCUGGUGGUCUGGAGGAGCUAUACCAAGGAGCUGAACUCUGGGCCUUCAACACUGACUUUUCACUGGAGUUCCCACAGCCUCUUAUGCCCUACACUGUGCUGGUGGGAGGUCUACUGAAUAAACCUGCAAAGCCUCUUGAACAGGAUCUUGAGUUGUGGAUCUCCAGUAUUGGAGAAGCAGGUUUCAUUGUUGUGACUCUGGGAUCAAUGGUCUCUUCUGUCUCUGUGGACCCACUGCUUGUGGAGCUGGUGGCUGGCUUCUCCAGGAUUCCUCAGGGGGUGAUCUGGAGGUAUGACCCCAAGCGAUGGCCAUCUCACCUGAACAGACCUCCCAAUCUCAGGCUAGUGGACUGGCUGCCUCUCAAUGACCUGCUGGGCCACAAACAAGUACGUCUCUUUAUCACCCAUGGUGGACAAAACAGCCUGCUCCAGGCAGUGUACCACGCUGUUCCUGUGCUGGGAAUCCCUCUGUUUGGGGACCAGUUUGAUAAUGUGGUAAGGGCUGAAACAAAGGGACUUGGCCUCAUCAUCAGCCCCACACACAUCACCAGGGAACUGCUCAGUUCCACUAUUCAAACACUGAUUCAGGACACCAGGUUCAAGUCUUCAGCUUUAUCCCUUAGUAAGAUCCACAAAUCCCAUCCUGUCCCUCCAGCCCUUCGACUCAUCCAGUGGGUGGAGCACGUCCUGCACAGUGGAGGUGGUGCUCAUUUAAGGCCAGCUUCACUGACACAACCAUGGUACCAGAGAUACCUGCUGGACCUGGUGCUUCUUCUCUCCCUGGGCCUUUUUGGUCCUGUAGUUCUCUGCUGGACUUUCUGUAGAAACAAGAAUAGCAGGUAUAAACACAAAAAAAUACAAUAGCAGUACUAAGUGUUUCCUUACAGAUACUUCAGAUUUAUACCUCACUUCUGUGUCACUUGUUUAUCUUGGAUUUAUUGUAUACUGUACAUGAGAACUUUUUUAAAAUGACCCUUACUGCCCUAAAAUACAGCUCAAUAAAUAAGCCAUGCUUGUAAUUGAUUCAUACAGUUUACCUUUAAAUACAUUAAACAGCAUAACAGGCUGGUAUGUUGAUGCAGAAGAUAUUUGCUUUGACCAGGCACAGACAUAUUAUGCCUCACGGACAAAAAAUAACUUUAAAAAAAAGGUUUUUUUCCAGAAUUAUCAAAUGGAAAGAUAAAAAGUACAGCAAAAAAAAAAAUAAAUUUAACUUGAAAGUGGUUUCAAUAUUAGUUGUCUUUGAUAGCAUUAACACUGUUGCUCAACUUAGCAUUUCACAGAGUACUUUAUGUACACAGAGGAAUUUCUAGUUUCACAUCAGUGGAAUACCCCUAAUGCCAAGUUUCCUGCCCUCUCCCCUCCCAGCGCCGUCAUGUCUACCAGACAUCUCAUUUGUACUGCAGCGCCACAUUGUCCAACACCUCUGUGCUGUUUUGACCUGGCUGACACACACAUACACCCUAAUUAAGUCAUGCUUUUGUGCUUUUGUGUUGUUGCAUGUUUCAAAAUGGCAGCAAGAUAUGUUAUAGUAGAUAAAUGGAUGUUUUGUGUGCUUUAAUUGUCUAGUUUAGGUACAUAUGUGUAAACAAUAUAUGUUGAGUGUUACACAAUA
Molecule: messenger RNA, 3242 nt
Organism: Seriola aureovittata
Lineage: Eukaryota; Metazoa; Chordata; Actinopteri; Carangiformes; Carangidae
Product: UDP-glucuronosyltransferase 3A1-like
Exons: 10
Coding region: 929-2491 (520 amino acids)
Molecular function (GO): UDP-glycosyltransferase activity
Source: RefSeq, a predicted model, not a curated record